CGGCGCGCAGGGCCGCUAAAUGCUCCAGCCUCAAAGGGACGAUGGUGGAGGGCUGGUAAAGAUGGCGGCGCUCUCCGAGGAUGGGAGGUAUGGAUUAAACUGUGGCCGGCAGAGCACCGACAGAGUCACCGUGUUACACGUCAAAUUGACGGAGACGGCGCUGAGAGCCAUAGACAGCCACCAAAAUUGUAUGAAUGUACCACCACAGCAGCCGACCAUACAAUUCAAGGGACUCCAAGGGUGCAUUAAAAUUCCCAAGACAGAUUCCACCUCAGACACCUUCCACAAUUUUGAUUUCUACCUGUCUAAUGUGGGCAAGGACAACCCUCAGGGAAGCUUUGACUGCAUCCAGCAGUAUGUGUCCAGCUCAGGGGCCUCACACCUGGCAUUGUUGGGGACGGUACAGGACAAGGUCACGGUGUGUGCCACGAACGACUCCUACCAGGUGACCCGGGAACGCAUGACGCAGGCCGCCGAGGACACGCGUGAACGUGGGACCAAAGUCAUCAAGCCCGGUGGCCAGUACAGAGGAAAGCAAGUCCAUAGCCGUAAGCCGGCGCUGUCGGGGACAGACGUGGUCCCGGAGCGUAAGCGCUCCACGCCCAUCAACCCAGCCAACACCAUCCGCAAGUGCCUUGCCAAUAACCCGGUGUCCCAGCGGCCCUUCAGGGACCGGCUCAUCCACCUGCUGGCGCUCCGGCCCUACAAGAAGCUGGAGGUGAUGGCCCGUCUGCAGCGGGACGGCAUCAACCAGAAGGACCGCACGUCCAUGGGGACCACCCUGCAACAGGUGGCGAACAUUAACCCCAAAGACAACACGUACUCGUUGAAGGACUUUAUUUAUCGUGACAUCCAGCGGGACUGGCCCGGCUACUCCGACGAUGAUAAGACGCAGGUGGACCGGAUCCUGGCUCGUAAAUUAGGUCUUCCCAUCGAGACCCUCCCAUCAAGCAGUUCUCCCAAAGACGUGGUCCCCACAUCGCCCCAGAAGCGCCCGGCGGACUUCGACUUCAUCGACCCUCUGGCUCCCAAGAAGGCUCGCAUCUCCCACCUCAGCAACCGCGGGCCGGCCUCUUCGUCUUCGUCCUCCGAGCAGCGCCGCGAGGACGAGGGCGGCGGCAGCCCCGGCGCCAAGCGCACGUCCCUGCCCGCCCACGUCGCCUCGGGCCCCCCUCCCCCCCACCUGCCGGUCCCGUCCCACCCCCCCGCUCCCUCUCACCAGCAGCCCAGCCCGGCCUCCCACUCCAACUCGCCCAGCACCCCGGAGGGCUGUGGCACCCAGGACCUGCCCAUCGACCAGAGCUCCUCCUGCAGGGACCCUUCGCCCAGCCCCUCCUCCUCCGAUAGGACCCCGCAGGACCACUAUCGGCACCCCGUCUCCGUCCCCACGCCGACCGCCUCCCCCAGCCCCCCUCCCCCCGCCCCGCCCCCUCCUCUCGUUAUCCCUCCUUGCACCUCGCUCACAGUUACCUCCACCGUCAUCACCAGCCCCCCCCUGUCCAGCACUACCAGCAAGAAGUUCAAAAAGAAAUCCAAGAAGCACAAAGAUAAGGAUCGCCAGAGGGAGAAAGGGAAACGGACCGAGAAGAGUAGCAGGAGUCCUCCUCUUCCUCUUCCUCUUCCUCCUCCUCCUCCUCCCGCCGCCGUCAUCAUCCAAGCGGAGCUGGCCGAGGAGCCGAGGAGAGCCAAAAAGAAACGCAGUGCAGAAGAAGAGACGACCAGAGACGUGAUCAACAAGCACCCUCCAAAGGAUCCAGGCCCUUCAGAUAAAGAGAAACCAGUCCAAGCCUCUGAAUUCUCCCCCACAACAGAGAUGCCCGACUACGUCGUGAAGUACAUGCCCAUGGUGUCCAUGGACCAGAGGCAGAGCUACAAGGACGACUUCAACGCCGAGUAUGACGAGUAUCGCCAGCUACACGCCCGGGUGGAGAACAUCACCCGCCGCUUCACCGAGCUGGACGCCAAGUGCCGGAAGCUGCCACCCGGCACCAAAGAAUACCAGAAGGUGCAAGAAGAAGUGGUGAAAGAGUACAAGAAGAUGAAACAACACAGCCCCAACUACCACGAGGAGAAGCAGCGCUGCGAGUACCUGCACAACAAGCUGGCCCACAUCAAGCGGCUAAUAGCCGAUUUCGACCAGAGCCGAGUGCCGUGGUGCUGAGUCGGUAUUGAGAGGCGUGUCCAACCAGGAGGGCGUGUCCAACUGGCUGUUAUUUAUUUACACCCCUUCAGUUACUGCCUCCACAACAGCCCCGCCCCCUCCCCCCCCCCCUAAAGCCCCCCAUAUCAUCCUUUUUCAUUCCUUGCUCCUUUCCCAUCUUUGAUUCCACUGGCUUCGUCGUUGCCUGCAAUCUUGAUGAUCUCACUUUGACUCCUCCCCCUUCUCCCCUCCAUCUUUUGCUUUCUUUAAGUUUCUUCUCAAUGGGCUCCUGUGGAAUGUCAUGCCACUGGACCAGUGGGAGAUGCAGCCUGCAUGUGUGAAGGGGGGUUUUAUUUGGGGGGGAAGAGGUGAUAAAAACGUCAACUCUUCUGAUCGUCGAAGGACAUUAUCUUCAGGCAAAAAACAAACAAAAAACUUUAAAAUAAGUAUUUUUUUGAGCAUCAGAGAAAAAUAUUAACUUGUAUUUAAGUAAAAACUAAAAACAGAGGGAGAUCUAUUUAUUUUGGGACUCGUAGUGCAAAGAAGAGUCCGCAGAUGAUAUAUUGUUUACCUUUUUUUGUUGCAAACAAUGCAAAAAAAAAAGGAAAAGUUACCGCGGGCCUUAUGUGUUUUGACUUUGAAGCCAUUUUGCACGCAAGAUCCAUAAUGUCGUCUCGUUUGGCAGCGGAUGUCUCUCCGGCCUCGUUUCCUCUCCUCAUAGAAAUAGCUGUACUGGAGUCAUGCGUCAACACAUCACUGUUGUUGUUGUUGCGUUUGAGCCUGAAGGAAAUGAGACGGGCAGGAGAGAAAUCAAUUGAGCUGAUUUUGAGAAGCGACAGUAUGUGUGCAUGAAUUGUAAAUGUAGUUGUUUAUUGGCCACGUUGGGUUGGUGAGGGUGGGGUAACUCGAGGAGUGUGAUGCCCUGCCAGCAGGGGGCAGGAUUCCUCGCACCGACAAAGUGUUCAGCGUGCUCGGUGCAUUAUGGGUGCCUUAAGGUGUUUACACUCAAAUGUUAAGUUGGGCCAACACGUCGGGGUCCACAAAGGAACUAAAAACUGCCCGGAGACGGGUUGUGUCUGUGUGUGUGUGUGAGAAAAUGAAUGAAGGGAUGUUACAAAGUGUGUGUGUGUGAGUGACAGGUGUAAGAAUAAGAAAACUAGAAAUGUGGAGGAAAAAAAGUGAGGAAAAAUGUAAAAAAGUGAGAAGAAAGAAGCUGCUAAAGUGUUUGGCCAGCCGUCGCCGUGAGGGUCACCUGGCUGGAGCACCUGGUCUCCAGUGGAGAGACGUAGAAGACCCUCACCCUCGUCAUCGUCAUCUCGAGACCCAGGUGAAGGACUGAGUCCACCUCCUUCAGCUCUUAUCCAGAGGCACAAACAAGCCCGUUACUGUUUUUAGGAAGAAGCAUAAAAAAUACUUUAAAAACCAGUGUCAUCCACCAGAGGACAAAUCUGUAUUAUGAUUUAAAAUGUAUUUGAUUCUCAGUUCGACUUCUGCAGAGAAAAGAUUAUUUUAUUUUAUUGUUCAAUAGAUGGAUGGCUUCUAUGGAAAGUCUUUAUUUCAACAAGGGAACAUUGUUUACAAAAAAAAACCUGUUGGAAUGUUUGCCAAAAAUUAAAUAUAAUUUUUUUCUGGUACGGCAUCCAUGGAGUAAACUUUCCGAUUGGGGGCUUUUUUUUUGUUUUUUGGAGAAGUUUAAAAACUGGAAAUGUGUUUCAUGAAAUGUGAGGAAGAACAGAAAAGAUCAACUUAUUGUGCGGCGCCGUCGGCAGUCUGGUUAUAUAUUAUUUUAUAUAAUCGGCCAAUCGGUGCCCUGUAUUGGAGGAACAAAAAACAAAAAAAAGAUGGAGUCCCAGAAACAGAUUCAAGUGAACGUGGGUCUCUUCUAUUUCAUAUAUAUUUUGGUUUUGGCGUCUGUCGAGCCGUCUGUCUCUGCAGCAGACCGGCGGCGGCGUUCAGCUGUCGCAAUCAAUUUAACAUAAUUUCAGACUUUAAUUGACUUGUCUCAAGUUAUUUUGGAGAAAAUAUCACUUGACUGCAGAUAAAACAUAAAUAAAAGUUCAGGCUCUACUUGAGUUUGAAACUUUGAGGUCGACGGGGUCUGUUUUUGGUUUAAUUUAUUUUUUUCUCCCUAUUGAAAUGUUAAUUUCCCAGAGUUAACGGUCGUAACGAGCAGCUCCUGUCAGCGCCAAACAUUUCUGUCUUCAUCAAAAGCAGAUUUACUUAAAUUGGGUCUUAUCAACAGACUGUUUGACUCGUAAGGAAGGAGGGAAGAGGUUCGAUCAAGAGUCUUAAUGAGGAAGUGAUGCCUGGGCAGUGGUUAGGUAUGAAAACACUUUCAAAUCAAGUGGAUUUUUGGGUGAAAUCUGAUCCUGCCCCGCUGAAACUGUACAAGACAUUUCAAUAAAAAUGUAUUACGUUUCACCUGGA
Messenger RNA from Pseudoliparis swirei, 4567 nucleotides. RefSeq names its product elongation factor for RNA polymerase II 2 (gene ell2). The transcript has 12 exons. The record is from RefSeq and is a predicted model, not a curated record. Gene Ontology annotation, molecular function: cis-regulatory region sequence-specific DNA binding. Gene Ontology annotation, biological process: snRNA transcription by RNA polymerase II; transcription elongation by RNA polymerase II; positive regulation of transcription elongation by RNA polymerase II. Gene Ontology annotation, cellular component: transcription elongation factor complex. NCBI's taxonomy places the organism in Eukaryota, Metazoa, Chordata, Actinopteri, Perciformes, Liparidae. The coding region runs from base 20 to 2161 and encodes 713 amino acids.